AUGCUCCACAUAUUAUUUAUACUUGCAAUAAGUUCAUAUUCAUAGAUCUUGUAUUCAGAAAGUUUUACAGGCAAUUCAUUUACAACUUCGGAAGGUAUUGAAUUAAUUAAUAGAAGAAUGGGUGAUUAGUGGAGAAAAUUUAAUAUAUAGUGAUUGUGGUUCAGUACGACUUUUUGGUGGAUAUGAUGCAUUCGCUCGUCACACAUCAGCUACGAAGUUAUUUUAAUUACCACCUCAUCAUACUGUUUUAAUUACUUUAGAAUUUUGGAAGUAAGCAGUUGAUUUAAUAACUUUAGAAUAGACUCUUGGGAUAACGAGAAAUUUUUCAUUUAUUUAGAUUAAAUUUUAGGGUUCUAGGAUAUUUAUGGCCAUGAAGGUAAUAGCAAUUGUGGAUAAGCAUCUGGAGAAGCUAUUGUGCAAAUAAAUAUUAAUUAACCCCAUAAUUUUUAAUCUCUUUUUAUUUUAAUGACAUCGAAUUUAGACUAAAACCCUAGCGAUGUAUUCUAACUUUUAUAUAUUUAGGAAUCAUGGGGAAUAAGGAAUUUCUAAUUAUAUAUAUAUCCAUGUCCUUCUGGUUGCUAAACAUGUGUUUCAACAGAUUUGAGAGAAGAUUGCAUAAUUUGGAAUAGCAUUGAAUAAAGCCUUUUGGGCGUUGAUUUCAAUACCUUUAACUUGGAUGGAUGGACAAUAGAUUAAGGAUAUAAACUUACUAGUAAUUGCUUAUGUAAAAGAUAUUAUUACAAUCUUAAGCUAUUCCAAUGAUUGGAGGUUAUCUAUUAACUGGAGAAAAUAGUUAUAUAUUAAAAACUAUUAAUUUAUCUGCCCAUAGCCAGAUUAAAAUUUAAUUCAGAUUUAUGUUCUUAGAUUCUUGGAACGCUAAAAAUGCGUACUUAUAUAUAGAUAAUAACUUGAUUUGGACAGAAACCUAUGACUUCAACAAUAGAUAAAUUUAGGAUUUAUGUGGUUGGAUUUUUGAUGAUAAACCAUUUAAUGAUUAAAUUACAAUGGCUCAUACAGGAUCAUCAAUAACAUUAAAGUUCACUACUAACUUAAAUUAGGGUCUGUAAAACGAAUCUUUUGGAAUAAGAGACAUAUAAAUUUUUAUUGGUAAUUAUCUGUUUAUAUUUUAGCCUGUCUUUUUGGUUCUUCAUUUAAUCAAGCUUGUGGAACAAUUUGUGGAAAUGGAGUUAUAGAACAGUAUGAAGAAUGUGAUGAUGGAAAUAUAUAUUCUUUUGAUGGAUGCUUCAAUUGUUAAUAUUCUUGUGUCGAAGGAUGUUCAAAUUGUAUUAAUGGAAUUUGCUUUGAAUGUUCUAUUGGGUGGUCAUUUGAUACUAAUUUUAACACAUGUACUCCUAUUGUUGAUGAUGAGAGAUAUUCAAUAUGGGAAGAAUGUGAUGAUCUUUUAAAUUUUGAAAUUUGCUAAAACGGCAAAUUUAUUGCUCCAUCAAAUUGCAUAUCCUAUUAAUUUGGUAUUUGUUUUAAGUGUUAAGUAAAUUAUGAAUUAAUCAACAACAAAUGUGAGGCUAUCUGUUAAAAUCAAGCUAUCGUUAAUGAUAUAGAAUGUGUAGAUAAUAAUUUAUAUGCUCUUGAUAGAUGUCAUUAAUGUGCUUAUGAUUUAAAUGAAGGUUGUAAAUUUUAAUAAAAUGGAAUAUGUAUUUAAUGUUUAAAUGGAUGGAAAUUAGACAUGGCAACUCAUAUUUGCACUCCCAUUUGUGGAGAUCAUAUUUUAGAAGGACCUGAAGAAUGUGAUAUUAUUAUAAAUACAAAAAAUUAAUUUGGAUGCAAAUAAUGUUAUUUUCAUUGCUAAUAUGAAUGCACGGAUUGUUAAUUUGGAAUCUGUCAUGAUUGCAUUUCAGGGUGGAUAUUAAAGAAUUAAUAAUGUGAAUCUAUUUGUGGAGACAAUCAGAUUUAAUUUAUAGAUGAAUGUGAUGAUAUGAAUACAAUUAGAUUUGAUGGUUGUCAUAAUUGUAGAAAUGAUUGUUAAAAAGAAUGUUCCUAUUGUUUUAAAGGUGUGUGCUUGAAUUGUAUUUAUGGGUGGUAUUUGACUGCCUAUUUCACGUGUGAAUUUGAAUGUGGAGAUUCUUAGAUUGCUUUAAUCUCAUAAGAGGAAUGUGAUGAUUCUAAUAAUAUGUAAUUAGAUGGAUGCUUUGGAUGUAAACUUGAAUGCUGUCGCUAUUGUACUGAAUGCAUAUAUGGAAUUUGUUAGGAUUGCUAGUAUACAUUUACAUUAAUUGAGUAAAACUGUGUUCCUGUUUGUGGAGAUGGACUGGUAAGUGUAGAAUUUGAGUAAUGUGAUGACAUGAAUCGAAUACCUUACGAUGGUUGUUAUAAUUGCAAUUAUUAAUGUAGAUAAUUUUGUAAAUUAUGCAUUCAAGGAGUGUGUUAUGAUUAAUGUGAACUUGGGUACUAUUAGGUGGAUAAUGUAUGCUACCCUAUUUGCGGAGAUGGAAUAAUAGUUGAAGAGGAAGAAUGCGACGAUUAAAAUGAUGAUAAAAGUGAUGGAUGUUUUAAUUGUUUUUUUUUCUGUCCUAAUCAUUGUGAUAUAUGUGCGCAAGGAAAAUGUAAAGUAUGCGAAUAAGGAUACGAAUUAAAUAAAAGUCAAAAUGAAUGCUAGACAUUUUGUGGGAAUGGAUUGGUCUCAAUUGAAGAAGAAUGUGAUGAUAUGAAUUAAAAGGAUGGCGAUGGAUGCUCUUCGUAAUGCACUAUAGAACCAAAUUAUAUUUGCAAGAACUAUUUAUAUUCGUUUACUUAAUGUAUAUAUGUGAGGUACCCUAAGUUUAAAGCGUCGUUAAUAAGGUAGGAUUAUUCAAUUUAAUAUGUUUCCUUACACUUUGACCAAUAAGUUAAAAUUAUAGAGAAUAAAAAUUUUUCAGAUUAAAUUUAAUUGAAUUUAAUUGGUGUUGAUUUGGAAUUAUAUAAUAUCACUUUAAUGAUAGUUUAAGAAGCAUAACAAUAUUGCACCUUUGUAGAAUAUACGGUUGCAAUAUAAAUUAAUUCCACUCUGUUAUCCAAACCUAUUCUUGAAGUAAUAUUAAAGGAGUAAUUGUAUAACGAAAAUGAAGCACCUUUGAUUAAUCAGAUUGAUAGGGUUCAAUUAAAUCUCCCUAAGUACGUGGUUGAUAAAAAAAAAUAAUCUGCUUAAGUUUUAAAAAAUGUGGGAACUAAUAUUAUGAAAUCUAUUGGUGGAAUGGGUAUUCUCUUGCUACUUCUUGGUCACUCAUUUAGAGGAAUUAUUGAAAUACUCUAAUAAUAGUCAUAUCUGAGAUUCAUUAAUGUAGUAUUUCCAAUUAAUUUAUUCAUAUAUUUUGAAUCAAGCAAUAUUAUAACAGUUUAACCAUUGUUAGAUUUCUUUCAUUUCAAUUCAGUAGUUUUAAAUCUAAUGAAUACCGAAUUUGUAGAAUCAAAAGAAAAAUUCUAUUUUUAUGAAAUCGAUGCAAGUAUACUUUUUAAUAUUUAAGCUUAAAUAUUCUUAAGUCUAGGCGUUAUCUUCAUUUAUGUAGGCUGUAUAAUUUUGAUUUAGAAGUUCAUAUCUAUGUAGGAUUUACAUUAUUUUUAUUGUGGAAUAACAGUUGCUUAAUUUUUUGUGAAAAUUUAAAACGCUUGCUUUAUGAUAAAAAGAUAAUGUGAAAAAGUGGGUUUGAUAUAAUUUUUUAUAACAAAUUGUUGGGAUUUACUUUUUAUGUCUUUUUUAUAAAUUAGUUCAUAAUCGUUUACAUCGAUUAAAUCUGCAGCUUCCAUUAUUUUAGGAUAUUUGAUCUUAUAUGCUUGUGCUAUUGUAAUAUCUAACUAUUUCUUUAAAGACACGAAAUAUACUUCAUUAUCACGAUAUAAUAUUAAAAAGAUGGAUAUACUUUUAAUUUUUAAGAAAUUCCUAUUUGUAGGAGUUUUAGUGUUAUUUCAAAGAAAUUAAUAGAUUUAAUCAAUACUAUUAGCAUUUGUAAGCAAUUGUAGUCUGAUAUAUUUAAUUUUAUUUAAAUCACGUGAGAAUAAAGUUGAUUAUUUCAAUCAAAUAAUAAUGGAGGCUAGUGUUUUUGUCUUUUGUUCGACAGUUGCCCUGUAUUGGGACUUAAUGUAAAAAUCUUUUGAUUAUAAUAAUCAAAUUCUACUUGGCUGGUUUCACAUAUCUAUGUUGCUCUUGGUUUUAGUAAUCAACUUAGGGCUUUAAUUAUAUAUUAUCUUAAUGAAAUUAAAGAGAAGUUUAAUAAAAAAGAUGUAAAAACUCUAACAUCAAGAUUCAGUCUAAUAGAAGGAUCCAAUUCCAUAGUACCAAAUAAAGUAAAUAGUUGAAUUCAAAAAAUGA
Messenger RNA from Paramecium octaurelia, 4300 nucleotides. NCBI's taxonomy places the organism in Eukaryota, Ciliophora, Oligohymenophorea, Peniculida, Parameciidae. The record is from the annotation of a GenBank genome assembly.